Messenger RNA from Synchiropus splendidus (mandarinfish), 4511 nucleotides. Its product is annotated as integrin alpha-2-like. Gene Ontology annotation, cellular component: external side of plasma membrane; integrin complex. The coding region runs from base 123 to 3680 and encodes 1185 amino acids. The transcript has 30 exons. The record is from RefSeq and is a predicted model, not a curated record. Gene Ontology annotation, molecular function: integrin binding. Gene Ontology annotation, biological process: integrin-mediated signaling pathway; cell-matrix adhesion; cell adhesion mediated by integrin. NCBI's taxonomy places the organism in Eukaryota, Metazoa, Chordata, Actinopteri, Syngnathiformes, Callionymidae.
AGGUAAGCGGAACUCCAUGUAUGGAGCGCGAGUCUACUGCGUCACUGGUGUCAGUGCCACUGCGGAGCCGCCACUGAAACAAGUGCGGCGUCAAAACCAUCACUUGUCUGCCUGGAAUAACGAUGGCGCUCCUCUGGAGGAAUAUCGUCUUCACCCUGGUGGCCUUCUCUGACACACUCUGGCUCUGCCACUCUUUCAAUGUUGGAACAUCAGGAGCCAAGAUUUUCAGCGGCCCAGCACCAGAAGAGUUUGGCUACACUGUUCAACAAGCCACCAAUCAUGAGGGGAAGUGGUUGCUGGUCGGUGCUCCGUGGAGCGGUUACAAACAAAAUAGGAAAGGUGAUAUUUACAAAUGUCCAGUGUCCGGAGCCAGGAACACCUGCGACAAGCUCAACAUUCCCGACUCGGUGAAUAUUCCUGAUGUCAGAAAUGUCAAAGACCACAUGUCUCUGGGUUUGACUCUGACCAGAAUGCCCACUGUCAACCGAAUGUUGACAUGUGGCCCUCUGUGGUCACAGCUCUGUGGAUCUCAGGACUUCUACCCAGGAGUGUGCGUGACACUGAGUCCACUGUUCCAGCCUCAGCCUGCCUUCUCUCCUGCUGUCCAGAAUUGCGGUGGACCGAUGGAUAUCGUUAUCGUCCUGGAUGGAUCCAACAGUAUCUAUCCGUGGGAACCGAUGAACACCUUCCUGCAGAAACUUAUAUCAUCACUGGACAUCGGACCUCAAAGCACCCAGGUCAGUGUGAUCCAGUAUGCUGUCGACCCUCAUUUUGAGUUCACACUCAACCAGUACAGGACCAAAGAGCAGAUGUUAGAAGCAGCCUCCAAAAUCACUCAGAAGUACGGCCACUCCACCAAUACCUUUGAAGCUAUCCGAUAUGCCAGUCAGUGGGGUUUCCAUCAAAGCAGAGGGGGCCGGCCUGGUGCUGCUAAGGUGAUGGUGGUGGUCACAGACGGAGUGUCACACGAUGGAGCACUUCAUGCUGAUGUCAUUGGUGAAUGCGAAAAAAAGGGAAUCACCCGUUUUGGUAUUGCGGUGCUGGGCUACUACAACAGAAACCAGAAAGACACUAAAGACCUGGUCAAAGAAAUCAAGUUGAUCGCCAGUUCGCCAACUGACAAGUUCUUCUUCAACGUGUCUGAAGAAGCCGCACUCUCCACCAUCGCUGGCACACUGGGGAGCCGCAUCUUCAAUAUUGAGGGCACUGGAAAAGGUGGAGACAACUUUAACAUGGAGAUGGCUCAAGUGGGUUUCAGUGCCCACUACUCCAGUAAACGGGGCGAGAUGCUGCUGGGAGCUGUGGGUGCUUAUGCCUGGAGCGGGACUGUCGUUCAUCGUUCGGGCUCCAGCUCUCACACUCUUCCUUUCUCAGAUUUCGAGGGGACGCUGCAGGACAAAAACCACAGUUCGCUAUUAGGCUACUCCGUCACCUCUCUGACCGACGGGUCGAUGGAAUACUUUGUGGCGGGCGCUCCCCGCUCCAACCACUCCGGUCAGGUCAUUGUCUACACCGUCAACUACCGAAAGCAGCUGGAAGUUAUCGAUUCUGAGCGAGGGAAACAGAUUGGCUCAUACUUUGGAAGUGUCAUGUGCCCUCUGGAUGUGGACAAAGACGGGGUGACGGACCUGCUGCUGGUCGCUGCUCCCAUGUUCAUGAGCAAGCAGAAGAGAGAGCAAGGACGUGUCUACCUCUUUCAUGUCACCAAGGGAGUCCUGACGGAGCAGGGGUUCCUUGAAGGUCCGGCAGCCAGUGAGAACGCACGGUUUGGGAUGUCCAUCUCUGCCGCUCCUGACCUCAACAUGGACGGCUUCAAUGACGUGGUCGUCGGUGCUCCUCUGGAGGACAAUCAGCAAGGUGUCAUCUACAUCUACAAUGGGAAGAAGAAGAUGUUAAACAAAAAGUUCUCACAGAGAUUACUUGGCUCCCAAAUGAAACCUAAGAUUCGGUAUUUUGGACGAUCGCUGGACAGCUCCGAGGACCUGAACGGGGAUUCACUGCCCGACAUUUCGGUCGGUGCGUACGGAGACGUAGUGCAGCUGUGGUCUCGACAUGUCGCAUCUGUCAAAGCAACCGCCUCCUUCACACCAAACAAAAUCAACAUUUUCGACAAGCCUUGUGAUGUCAACGGACGAAAGCUGCCGUGUUUCAACACCAACCUCUGUUUCUCUGCAACCUUCAGACCUAAAGUCCCCACAGCUGCCGUCGAUUUCUCCUACACUCUGACCCUGGACGCGGACUUGCAGGCGUCUCGAGUUACAUCAAGAGGACUUUUUAAAGAGAGCAAUGAACGCCUACUGACGGGGAAUGAGAAAAUAUCAAACUCUCCUCUCUGCAGGAACGUGGAGGUUUACGUUCAGGAGACUCCAGAUUUUAUCAACUCACUUAGUCUCAAAGUGGAAAUCCAGCAGGAUCGUCCAGAUAUGAAUCCAGUCCUGGACAUGUUCUCACCGGCCGCUUGGGAAUUCUUUAUCCCCUUCACGAAGGACUGCGGCACAGAUGAAGUGUGUGUGAAUGACCUGGUGCUGAAGGUGACGACUGACACAAAGGCCUCAAACUCUGCGCCGUUCCUGGUCAGUGCUAACAACCGUGAGCUGUUGUUUGAAGUGGAUGUGAAGAACAAAAAAGAGAAGGCUUACAACACUCAGGUGUUGGUGUCUUUCUCCAGCAACCUCUACUACUCCUCUGUCUAUCCUCCGGUUGAAGGUGUCAAAUGUGCUGCCACUCAACCACAGCUGGUCACAUGUCAGGUGGGCUAUCCAGCUCUGAAGGAAGAGCAGCAGAUGAAAUUCAUCAUGAACUUCGAGUACAACAUUGAUCACCUGCAGAGGCAAGUGGAAGUGAACUUCGAGGCUAAAAGCGACGGGACCGAAGAGAGACCUGCAGACAACAAAGUGACUGUGUCCUUUCCUGUACAGUACGAUGUUGGGAUCGUCUUGUCCAGGCAGGCAAACAUCAACUUCUACGUGGCUGAAUCUCCAGUUCCUGUCGCAACCGAGCUGAAGACAUUUGACGACAUCGGUCCAGAGUUCAACUUCACCGUCAAGGUUUCGACUGGACGGUUCCCAGUCAGUCUCCUGUAUCUGACCAUCAACCUGCCCAUGACCACAGCAGGAGGAAACAAGAUUCUUUAUGUGACCAGCAUAGACACUCAAGCAGGAGGAUCCAUCAGCUGUGACUCCAGUCGUCUUGUGGAUCCCCUGGAAAUUGGCAAGAAACCAAACAAAGCUUCCUUCUCGAAGGAAAGCCUGAGGGGCUACGAGAAACUGGAUUGCACGAACAGCAAGUGUGAGAAGAUUAAGUGUCUCCUGAAGGACACUGAGGUGAAGAGCGACUACUACGUGAAAAUCAAGACACGGGUCUGGAGCGGAACUUUCAUCACUGCUACGUACCAGACCACUGAACUCACCGGCAACAUUGAAAUUGAGACCUCCAACCCAGAUUUACUCAUCAUUGGCCUUAAACACCUGCCAGUAACGCUGACCAUCACUAAACCAGGGGAGACUGCUGACGUCCCAGUCGGAGUGAUCGUGGGCAGUGUGAUAGGGGGUCUGGCCCUGCUGGCUCUGGUUGUGGGUCUGCUCUGGAAGUUUGGCUUCUUCAAGAGAAAGUACAAGCAGCUCCAGAAAGACAUGGACGACGAAGGACAGAGUCGAGCCGAUGCUGAUGGAGUUCUGUGAGAGCAGACGCAGAGACCUCGAACCUUCACUGGAGUUCGACGCUGAUCACUGAAUUUUCCUCCGACUCACUGCUGCACUCUUUCUGUAUAAGGUGUAAAUUACAGAAUUGAUCAUACUACUCUGGAAUAUGGGGGGAGGAAGUGCCUGUCUGCAUGUCAGCAGUCACAUAUGGAUGUAUUUGUCUGCUUCCUUUCAGCGCGGGUGUGUUCCGUGUGCUUGUGCUGUUUUUUUUCUGUUUUUUCUGGUCUGACUUUAAAUUGCCUGCUGACCUGUGCCAGGUGUCGCCUGCCUUGCACCCUUGGUUGAUGGGAAAGACUCCAGCUUCCUAGAACCUCACAUAGAGGUUGAGCAGUAGAAAAUGAAUGAUUGAAACAUGUAGUGCUUCAGAUGGAAAACUACAGUUGGAAUUCAUCUGAACAGGUUCUUCAUCGUUCUUGUCGUAGUCUUGUCACAAAAACAAUUGAAACAUUAUUCAAACAAUCUAAUUAAUUUUCCCUCCCGGCUAUAGAAAGUCCACACCUGUGCAGCGUUGACAUAGUUGUCAGCCUGCUGCGACUGUGAAAUGGACGUCUCAAUAUCAGUAUUUAGUAAUAAGUCAGUUUAACUACAAAGAGAACUCAGCUCACCGUCAAAAAGCACAAUUUCAAGUGAACUCAGGGUUGGUAUUUUCCUAAAGGGCAAACUAAUCAUGAUGGCGAUACUCAGUAAUGUGUUUUCUACUGUCUGUGUUGUACAUAUGUAACAUAAAUCAAAUGUUUUUAGGUUUUUACAUUUUUCUUCAUUUUGAUUCAGUAUCAGUUGUGGGUUUUUUGUGCCUUUUGCCCAUUAAAA